AGUUCUUCCCAACAAAACAUUUCAGGAAAGAGUAGAAUCUCACAUGAAGUGCUGCUAGUGAAAGAGGCAGAGAAUAGAAGCACCACAUUUCAUCAGAUGAACUGAAAGCAGCACUUGAUACAUGCGUCACCAUGUUGAGACUACCGUUCCUCUUCUGUUCAUUCCAGAUUUUCUUGACUGUGAAAUCAGGCGCUCAUUCUCUGUGGGCUCUUUCCACCCUCAUCAUUGGAGACACUCCGUUCCCAGAGUUCAUCACAGUGGGGAUGCUAGAUGACAUCCAAGUAUUCUAUUACGAUUCAAAUGUGAACAACUUGAGAAAUCAACCGUCUAAACACACUGAAUGUAUUACACAAGAAGCUGCUAACCUUGUCUUCGGAGACCUGUAUAGACGUGUAAAAAAUAUAGCCUUGUUCUCAAAACACCAACUUAACCUGACAGGUGGAAUACACAUCCAGCAGGAAUGGUCUGGUUGUGAGCUAUUAGACGGUGGCAUCCCUGGUCCACUGCUAUCUCGAGGUGCUUUUAACGGAGUGGAUAACGCAGAGUGGCAGUUCAGUCUGCACCAGAAAACUCUACGGUCUGAAGGUUUAUGGUCCACAGUGUGGAAUCAUAUUGAAGCAAAUACUCAUGAGUUACUGUGUGCAAAUGUAUACGGCCCAGUUUGUAUUAAAGCCCUGAAGAAUUGCCUUCACAAUAAGAAGAACGAGGUGAUGAGAAAAGUGAAGCCCAGAGUCAGGCUCCUCCAGAAGACACUCCCAGACUCCAAAGGGGCCAAAGUGACCUGUCUGGCCACUGGUUUCUACCCCCGUCACAUCAACCUGACCCUGCUCAGAGACGGCCAGUCUGUGUCUGACCACCAGAUCAUUGGGGGGGAGCUGCUACCUAAUGGAGAUGAGACGUAUCAGAUGAGGAAGAGUCUGGAGGUCAGCGCAGAGGAACUACAGCAUCACCACUACACCUGCACAGCUGAACACCUCAGCCUGGACAACAAGCUGGACAUUGGCUUAGAGCGUGAGUGGGAUUCAGGAGCAACAACCAUAUUGUCAUCUGUGACGGCUGUGGCAGUGCUGGUGUGUGUGGUUGGAGCCACCUGUGCCGUCAUUAUAUGGUGGAGGAGGAGACGCACAGGUCAGGCAUCACAGUCGAGUGCCUACACGUCUGUUCUAAGAUGACAAUCUGCCAAUCAGGGGAGACACAGGACACACUAUGGCAAACACACCUUUUAUUUCUGCAAAGACAGACAGCCCAAUCAGAAG
Molecule: messenger RNA, 1256 nt
Organism: Alosa sapidissima (American shad)
Lineage: Eukaryota; Metazoa; Chordata; Actinopteri; Clupeiformes; Clupeidae
Product: major histocompatibility complex class I-related gene protein-like
Exons: 7
Coding region: 132-1172 (346 amino acids)
Biological process (GO): immune response
Cellular component (GO): external side of plasma membrane
Source: RefSeq, a predicted model, not a curated record